CGUGGCAUCUAAUGUUGCAAGAUGAUUCUAGACCUAAACUACCUGUCGUGAAGAUCUUAGAUACUUCCAGAACCCCAUUCCAUUAUCUUCUAAACCCAAACCAUUCCCUUCCAUGUGAAGAAAACUUCAUUUCCUGCAACAAUGGCGGCAGAAAAACUGAAACAGGUAGUCCAGAAAUUGAAGGAAUUGAGGCCAGCAAAAUGGGCAAAGAAGCCAUGGGAGAUAACCGGCCCGUGUUCGAGUCCCGAGUACGUCGAGGGUCUUCCAAAUGCACUGGAAUACAGGCCAUUUGCUCCAGCCACAGCCCCUGUUCUGCCUCGCAUCCCCAAUUCAGAGGAAGAUCGUGUGUUUAACAUUACUUACUUUACCAGAGAUACCAGGCGUAUGCCCCAUGAUCGCCAUAAGUAUGUUCUCACAAAACAGGAAUUGGAGGGGGGAAAUAAAGAUCUUGUCUUUAAAUUUGCAGAGUUGGGCUCUAAUCCAAUCUGCCCCCAUGUCGUUGAUCCAGAUAAUGAACCAGGAGGGGGAUACCAGAAAUAACUGACACCAGCUGAAGGUUAUGUUUUCAUGUUUGUAUUUUAUAUUUCACAGUCUGAAUCCUCUGUAAAACAUGUAAAGUUGUAAAUUGUAGUUACUGGUUUUUGGAUUAAGUGGGUGUAGGUCCUUAUAGGGGACAUGCCUUCGUAUGUAUUGUAUGGGUAAGGCUGAAAUUUGCAUACUUUUUAUGGAUUGUAUGUGUAAUGCUGAAAUUUGUAUAUUUAUCUUAUGUUUUAUUAUA
This is a messenger RNA of Cryptomeria japonica (Japanese cedar), 778 nucleotides long. RefSeq lists its product as uncharacterized. The coding region runs from base 142 to 540 and encodes 132 amino acids. Lineage: Eukaryota; Viridiplantae; Streptophyta; Pinopsida; Cupressales; Cupressaceae. The transcript has a single exon. The record is from RefSeq and is a predicted model, not a curated record.